This is a messenger RNA of Drosophila albomicans, 2389 nucleotides long. It is a transcript of the gene Pp1alpha-96A, whose product is annotated as serine/threonine-protein phosphatase alpha-1 isoform. The record is from RefSeq and is a predicted model, not a curated record. Gene Ontology annotation, cellular component: cytoplasm; nucleus. Bases 484 to 1467 code for a protein of 327 amino acids. The transcript has 6 exons. Gene Ontology annotation, molecular function: protein serine/threonine phosphatase activity. Lineage: Eukaryota; Metazoa; Arthropoda; Insecta; Diptera; Drosophilidae.
AGUGUGGUUGCGCGAAAAAAUUUCUUGACGUCGCAAAAAUCUACAAUAACUUGCAAUAAAUGCUUUAAAACGCAAUUGAAGCGUACGCAAACCAGUGACAAACGCUGAACGUACAUGGCGUAACGGCUAAACUAUUGAAAUUCCUCGGGAGCAGCAAAAAACAGCGCUGUUAAGUGUACAAUAUUACCUGACGACCACACACACAAACACGCACACGCAUACACAAGCAUACACUCCUACACACACACACUGUCACAUACGCUCGUAUAUACACAGACGCACGCAGUUUCACUUGGCCUCCCUCCCUCCCUUGAGCCACCCAAUCGCAUCGAUGAAAUAACAUACAUAACGCGUAUACCGAAAAUACAUAAGCUUGCUUGGCUGAAAUAACGGAGAAGCAAAAAGCACAAAAAGAAAAAAACGCAGAUACAAACGCAGGUAUCUGCAGCAGCACACAACAACAACAAACAGCGCCAGUGAAACAUGUCCGACAUCAUGAACAUUGACAGCAUUAUCUCGCGCCUGCUGGAAGUGCGUGGCGCACGUCCAGGGAAAAAUGUGCAACUCUCAGAGGGGGAAAUACGAAGCUUGUGUCUGAAAUCGCGCGAAAUAUUCCUAUCACAACCGAUACUGCUGGAACUGGAGGCGCCGCUCAAAAUCUGCGGCGAUAUACACGGACAAUACUAUGAUCUGUUGCGUCUGUUUGAGUAUGGCGGAUUUCCGCCAGAGUCGAAUUAUUUAUUCCUGGGCGAUUAUGUGGAUCGUGGCAAGCAAUCCUUGGAGACGAUAUGUCUGCUGCUGGCAUACAAAAUCAAAUAUUCGGAGAAUUUCUUUUUGCUGCGCGGCAAUCACGAAUGCGCCAGUAUCAAUCGCAUCUACGGGUUUUACGAUGAAUGCAAGCGACGUUACACCAUCAAGCUAUGGAAAACUUUUACGGAUUGCUUCAACUGUUUGCCCGUUGCAGCAAUUGUGGAUGAGAAGAUCUUUUGCUGUCACGGCGGCCUGAGUCCUGAUUUGUCGUCCAUGGAGCAAAUACGUCGCAUUAUGCGGCCAACGGAUGUACCAGAUCAGGGCCUGUUAUGCGAUCUCUUGUGGUCCGAUCCCGACAAGGAUACCAUGGGCUGGGGUGAAAAUGAUCGCGGUGUUAGCUUCACAUUUGGAGCAGAGGUUGUGGGCAAAUUUCUACAGAAGCACGAAUUCGACCUCAUUUGUCGGGCUCAUCAGGUUGUUGAAGAUGGUUACGAAUUCUUUGCCAAACGGCAGCUGGUCACACUCUUCUCAGCACCUAAUUACUGUGGCGAAUUUGACAAUGCGGGUGCCAUGAUGUCGGUUGACGAAACAUUAAUGUGCUCCUUUCAGAUAUUGAAACCCGCCGAUAAACGACGAUUUGUUUAUCCAAACUUUGGCAGCUCAGGGCGUCCCCUAACACCGCCCCGCGGCGCUAACAAUAAGAAUAAGAAAAAAUAAGCAACAACAAUAAUUUACAAGAGCAGUAGCAACAACAACAGUAACAAGAAACGGCCACACAAAAAUGAAUACCAAUUAAAUGCGCAAAUUGUUUGUUUUUUAUCGAAUAUGUGUAAUCGAAUCGUGAGCAACGUUAGAAGGGUAUAGAAAUUCAUACAAAUUAGCCUAUUUUUCAUUUUGGAAAACAAAAAAAAAAGGAAAAAUUACAACACACAUACACACACACUCUCACAAAUUGAGACACUUUAGUUCAAACUAAUUGUAGUGUUAAACACUGCAUAAGCAUGAAUAUCUCUUAAUGUAUUAAUUUUAUUUUGUUAUAGUUUUCCUUGCGCAAUGCGAACACAUUUUGAAACCUCAAUCACAAGCACCCCCAACACACACCCACAUACACGUACAGUAGGUACAAAAAGAAUGCACACAUACACACAGAAGCAAAAGAUGUAUUUAUCGCAUUUUAUCUUGCAUAGCAUUUUCUCUUUUCGGUUUUUUUUGCAUAGCACAACUACCAAGGCAGAGAGCACAAACUUCUCUUCACAAUUUGUAUUGUUUUAUUCAAUUUGUAGCAAAGGGUAAAAUGUUGUUUUUAUAAUUAUUUUUUUGAAUUUGAAUCGAAAGCUUUUGAUAUAUGUGUGUGAAAUGAAAAGUAUGUACGGUAUUUUAAGCGCAAUUUAUUUUUUUAUAUUAUAUUUUAUUCAUGAUUAAAUUUCUACUAAAUGUUUACUUAGUUUUAAACGCCAAGCAAAUUUAGCUCGAAGGUACAUAAGUUUCACAAUUGUUUACACCAAAAAUAUUAAAAUAAACAACAAAAAUUGUGUAUAUUUUUAACUUGUAUGCGUUGACGAUUAAAAAUAUGUAACACACGAACACAUACACAAAACGUGCAUAUAAAAAUCAGAAAAUGCAAAAAAAAAAACAAAAA